Molecule: messenger RNA, 762 nt
Organism: Ogataea angusta
Lineage: Eukaryota; Fungi; Ascomycota; Pichiomycetes; Pichiales; Pichiaceae
Exons: 2
Coding region: 1-762 (253 amino acids)
Source: RefSeq, a predicted model, not a curated record
AUGAUGCCGGUGAAGUUAGGCGAGAUCGCUCUAACGGCUGUUUUCGCUAGAUUCACAGUGCCCAUCACUUUGGGGAGCUCCUCAGAGGUAGUCACAGACGAAAGAAGAAUUUGUCGCGGUAUCACGUCGAAUGCGGUGAAAGUCUGGUUGAAAAGCAGGAAGACAGAUGCCAGUGCUAGAGUUUUGCCAAACAGCGGAAUGCAGAGCAGGGCCAGCCCGCAAGGGAUCUGUGUCAGGAUUGACGACUUGACUGGGCCGACGUGUUUGGCGAACCAGGCGGACGGAAUUGCAGCGAGUGCUUGCAAAACGUCCAGCGACGAGAAGAUGGCUCCGAGAGUUGCUGCUGGAGCGUCAAACUCAACGGCUUCCUCGAUGGACUUGAACGGGCCCGUCUCGCUUCCUGACGGAGAAAUCACACCUAACACCGAGGCGAUGAGAAGCAGGCCGAAGCUAUCCGUUCCUGACGCAAACACGGCGCCCGAGGCCAGCAUCAGAAAGCUUCCUAGCACCAUGAUGCGGCGAUUACCUAUUUUGUUGGAGUUCCACACCAAAACGUACGACAGCAGCGUAUCUCCUAUCAUGGUGAGCGACAUGAACAGUCCGAUCAAUGACUCCUUUAUGUGCAGCUCCUUGAGAUACAAAGUCAGCACCUGGUUGGUCAGACUAAAAGAUGCCAUUCGCACAAAUACCGAGAACCAUAGCACUUUUGCAUCUGAGCCCGCAUGGCCGAUGCUCUCUAGGAAGUGUACCAUAAUAUAUUGA